AUGAAGGAACUCCCCUUAUGUGACAAAGAACAAGAAGUGCCUGACAAUAACAACUCCAAGAAAGCCCAGGAGCGAUUCCAGGCUAUGGAAGACCUGGUGAAGGCGUUCAGAAAAACCCUCGCCACCACCGCCAUUGAACGUCCGCCACUACCUGAAGCCACCAUCAAGAACUUUCUCUUCCAGACCGGCCAGCAAGUCAAAGUCGUCCACAACACCUUCCCCUCGCUUGCCAAAAUCAAGGCUUUGUCACAAGGAACUAUGGGCGUGAGUGUGCAGAGUGAGGCCAGUAUGAUCGCCCCUCACGAUAAUGACAAGUAUACCGCCAAAGACAAGUGUAAAGCGUGGAACAAGAUCCGCUAUGUGUCUGCUGAGAUUGCCGCACAAGGUGUCCAGGCUAUCCGCAUCCCUAACUCUCCCUACCAACCAGUUGUGUCCCAGAUCUUCGCGGCUGGCUGGAUGGACAAGAUAGAGAGCAAGGCUGUUGGCAGUGGUAUCUUGGCUUUUGACGCCGGCAUAGGUAAGACCCUGUCUUGCUUGCUGCACCACUACAACCAGUAUCGCAAGAAGCUGCUGGCUUAUAACACGCGUGUUGCUACAGCUGGUAGUAAGAAGGAGAAGCUGCCUAUCUAUAAGCCCAGCAUCAUGAUUUGCCCCGCCGUGGUUGUCGCGGUCUGGUUUACAGAGAUUUAG
Cyphellophora europaea CBS 101466 is the source of this 690-nucleotide messenger RNA. RefSeq lists its product as uncharacterized. The record is from RefSeq and is a predicted model, not a curated record. The transcript has 2 exons. Bases 1 to 690 code for a protein of 229 amino acids. NCBI's taxonomy places the organism in Eukaryota, Fungi, Ascomycota, Eurotiomycetes, Chaetothyriales, Cyphellophoraceae. Gene Ontology annotation, molecular function: ATP-dependent chromatin remodeler activity; ATP binding.